AUGGAGACAAAAUCAAGAAACAAUAGGAUGGAGAAAGUAAGAAGAAGUUGUAAUUAUCAGCAUGGCUUUUGUAUUCCUCCCAUUGGUACUGCAGGAGGGCUAUGCUUAUGGUGGGAUACGAAUAUCAACCUUGAGAUUUUGAGUUUUUCUCAAAAUUUCAUUGAUACAAAAAUAUCGGAUAUGACCACGGGCACACAAGGCAGGGCUACCUGGGUUUACGGGACGCCUUACAGGGAAGAGAAGGAGAUCUUUUGGAACAGAUUGGAGCUUGAGCUUCAGCCAAUGAACAUUCCUUGGUUUUGUGGUGGGGACUUCAAUGAGAUUUUGUGGUCUUUUGAAAAAAGUGGGGGGCAACUUUAUCCACCAAAUCGUCCGAGAUAUCUACGUGACUUUAUGGAGAAGGUAGCAUUGAUGGAUCUUGGAUAUAAUGGGUCGUGCUUCACUUGGCGAGCACGACGGCAAAAUGAUCAGUUUAUACAGGAAAGGCUUGACAGAGGCCUAGUUAACUGUUUGUGGCAAGAGGAAUGGCCAAACACAACGGUUACCCAUUACCCUGCAAUUGGGUCAGACCACAAUCCUAUCAUUGUGGAAACUGAUCAUCAUUUCAGCAGGGGGAAACGAGCUUUUAAAUUUGAAGCCUUUUGGGUGGAGGAUCGCGAGUCUCGUCAAUGGCAAACAAAGCUUCAAAAGUGUACUGAGUUGCUUACCCAGUGGAGCCGUGAAAAAUAUACAAACAACAGGAAACGAGUAGCAGUUUUGCAGGCUGAGCUUCAAGAUAAACAAGGAAGGUGGGAGGAGAACUAUGAGGAGAUCAAAAGAAUCACAAGUAACUUAAAUGAGACUUGGGCUAGGGAGGAGACAUACUGGCACCAGCGAUCUCGAGUAAAAUGGCUCAAUGAAGGAGACAGGAAUACUACUUUUUUUCACCACUCCACCAUUGCUCGACGGCGACAAAACCGUAUUCUGCGAAUCCAAGGGAAUAAUGGCCAAUGGUACUCCGGGCAAAAUGCUACAAGAAGAGUGAUUGAGGAACAUUUUAAAGGUCUUUUCUCAACUGAGUGUGUGGAGGAUGACUUAGAUAUUCUAUCUUGUGUGGAUCCUGUUGUUAUAGAGGACAUUAACACUACAUUAUUACAGGAAAUCUCCUCUCAAGAAAUUAAAGAGGUAGCAAUGCAAAUGGGAUCCCUUAAGGCCCCGGGGCCGGACGGGUAUCAUGGGAUUUUCUACCAGCAGUACUGGGACAUAAUCCACAGGGAGGUUCAAGGCAUUGUGAAGGAUUUUUUUGCUGAAAGUUGUAAUCCUACUAUCCUAAACAGCACCAACAUUGUAUUAAUCCCCAAAGUCCCAAAUCCUGAGUCUGUUACUCAGUAUCGCCCAAUUAGCCUGUGUAAUUAUUCCUAUAAAAUUAUCUCAAAAGUGAUGGCCAAUAGACUGAAACAGUUUCUUCCUGAGAUAAUUUCCCCUGCUCAAAAUGCUUUUGUCCCAAACCUACAAAUACAAGACAAUAUCCUUCUUGCUCAUGAGGCUUUCCAUCUGUUAAAGCUUAGAAAGUCCACCAAGUUAUAUGCAUUGGGCAUGAAACUGGAUAUGAAUAAAGCGUACGACAGGGUCGAAUGGAAUUUUUUGGAGGCCAUGAUGAGGAAGUUGGGCUUCGCUGAUAAGUGGGUGAGGAUGAUCAUGAGCUUGGUCAAAUCUGUGGAGUUAGCUUUGGUUAUUAAUGGCAAGCCAGGAAGCUAUUUCAAGCCUACCCGCGGGAUUCGUCAAGGCGACCCCCUUUCACCAUAUUUGUUCCUUUUUGAAUGGCCCGAUCCUUCUCACUUACUCUUCGCGGACGAUACCUUAUUGUUUCUUAAGGCAAAUGCUCAAAAUUGUCGCAACAUGAUGAAUCUUCUAAAUGGGUACUGCAGAGCCUCGGGGCAACAGAUCAAUUUGGGAAAAUCUAGUGUCUUCUUCAGUCCCAACACUCCCGACGACUUGAAAAGAGAGCUGGGAACUAUCCUAGGCAUGUCAAUUGUUACGGGUACUGGAAAGUACCUAGGCUUGCCUACUCUUUGGGGCAAGUCAAAAUGUGAGGCUCUGAAUUUUGUGAAGGAAAGGUUGCUGCGAAAGAUUGGAGGAUAG
Messenger RNA from Prunus armeniaca (apricot), 2121 nucleotides. Lineage: Eukaryota; Viridiplantae; Streptophyta; Magnoliopsida; Rosales; Rosaceae. The record is from the annotation of a GenBank genome assembly.